Molecule: messenger RNA, 10336 nt
Organism: Dimorphilus gyrociliatus
Lineage: Eukaryota; Metazoa; Annelida; Polychaeta; Dinophilidae
Source: the annotation of a GenBank genome assembly
AUUCAUUCCGGUGGCUGAUAACCAUUCAAUCAGUUACCUGUAACCAUGAGAACAGUCUUUGUGACUUGCUCUCUUGCUUUACUCGUAGUAUUCAUAUCGUCUGCUUGUGGUCUAACCUUCAAGAAUGCAUGCGAAUCUUCGACUAUGCAGAUAGCGUGUCCUGAAGGCACAGUCAUUUCUAUAAACCAAGCCCAAUAUGGAAGACCAAGAUAUGAUUUGCAUACGUGUUCCAAUUCUAACUUGCGCUCCCGUUCCGUGAUCAAAAGAGUGAAAAAAGCUCAUUGUGGAGCACGAUCUUCAAUGUUCCAGGCACGAAGACACUGUAAUGGAAAAUCUUCAUGCAGUAUUAGGGCAACUAAUAGUGUGUUUGGAGAUCCUUGCCGAGGAAUUUAUAAAUUUUUAAUGAUUGGAUAUAUAUGCAGACCAAGGCAACACUGGAGACGAGUUUGUGAGCAUCAAAAACUUCGCUUAUCAUGCCCACAGGGCUCAGUCAUUCAAGUUCAUCAUGCAUUAUAUGGUAGAGCCAGAGGAGAUAUGACAACAUGUGGAAAUAACAAACAUGUAUCAAAAAAAGGACAAAAAAUCAUGGCUGGUCACUGUAAAUCCAGAAAAUCUGUUCAUAAAGUCGUAGUAGCUUGUAAUGGAAAAACAAGUUGUAGUAUUCGCGCCUCAAAUGGUAUCUUUGGCGAUCCCUGUCGUGGAAUCUUUAAGUAUUUGGAGGCUUCAUUCGUUUGUCUCGCUGGUAACAUCAGAGGAUAUGCAAAAUUCGAUGGCAAGGAUUAUACUGGCCACGAUAUUCGUCGAAUUCCCAACUACAAUAUUCACCAAUGUGCUACUUUUUGCAAUAGCAAAUCUCGUUGUCAAGGUUUCGUAGUUAUACCUAAUACAAAAACCUGUUGGAUAAAACGUGAAGCUAGAACUCUUGGAUCAUCUUACAAAAGCCAUUCAACUGCAGUGUUAUACCUCAAACAUCCACAAUAUGCCGUUCAAGGAUAUAGACAGAUUCAGGGUAAAGAUUAUCCAGGAUAUGACAUUCGUAUGCACGAGAAAUCUAAUCCUCAAGAAUGUGGUUUAAAAUGUGACCAAGCAUCAGGUUGCACAGGAUUCUUAUACCAAUACACAACACGAAGAUGUUGGGUAAAAUCAAAAGCACGGUCAAAUGAUAGAAAUGUAAAAAAUCUGUCUACUGGAGUUCUCUACAUUAGACUUUUUACAGUCACUAUUUCUGGUUAUCGUCGUGAAUUAGGCAAAACUAUCCGAGGACACGAUCUUCACUGUUACGCAAAUGUAUCACCAAUAGCUUGUGCUAACCGCUGCAGCGCUGAAUUGAAAUGCCAGGGAAUAGCCUACCAGUGGCCUAUAAAAAGAUGCUGUACAAAAUUUUACGUAGCCUUUUCAGGAUCAAACGUCAAUAAUAAUUACAAUACUGCUCUUUUUAUGAAAAACUUUAACUUUAAUAUAAGGGGAUACAACAAGAUUAGCGAAAGGGACUAUGUCGGUCAUGAUAUUAAACUCAUUCCAUAUUCCAAUCCUCAACUUUGCGGCCAUGAUUGUAAUCUUAAUAGUACAUGUAAAGGAGUUGUUUAUCAACAUAGUACAAGACAAUGCUGGCUCAAGUCUCAAGCGUUGACAACGGGAUCUAAUUAUAAAAGAUCAUCUCGUAACAUUUUGUACAUAAAGAGAAUAACAGUAUCCGUUAGUGGUUAUACAAAAUUUGAUUUCAAAGAUUCUACAGGAUCUGACAUUAAAGUAUUAAGAAAUUCCAGUCCAGUAUCAUGCUCUGCCCGAUGCGAUUUCAAUGCAAAGUGUAAAGGUUUCGUUUACAAUUUUCAUAAUAGAAAUUGUUGGCUGAAGAAGAGAAUUAGAACUAGUGGAUCAAACUUUAGAUCAGUACGACACGGCGUAACUUACAAGAAAAUUGUUAAUUUGAGAGUUCCUACUUAUGAAAGUUCUCCUAGAAAAAUAUAUUCAGGUUUCAAUAUAAAAUGCUACAAUGGAAAACUGCCACAAGCUUGUGCUCAUGAAUGUAAUAAAUUAUUGGCUUGUCAAGGUAUUUCAUUCUUGAUCGCAUCUAAGCGUUGCUGUCUGAAAAGCGCUGUAAAAUUCAGUGGACAUUCAUUUAGAGACAACGUAGAUGGUGCAGUUUAUAUCAGACCAAUCACUUACAACGUACAUAGAUUUACCAAAUAUUCUAAUUCGCUCUAUAAAGGACACAAUAUUAAACGUUUAGUGAACUCUAGUCCUCAACUCUGUGGUUUUGUAUGUGCAAACAGUAGACAAUGCCUUGGUUUUGUAUAUCAAUCUAGUCAAAGAUCUUGUUGGUUAAAAUCACAAGCAAAACUGUUGGAUCCAUACUACAAGAAGAACAACCGCUAUGUUCUUUAUAUGAAACAAGUUACAAUUCCAGUAUCACAUUAUAAAUAUCACAUGAAAAAGGAUUAUCCUGGAUACGAUUUGCAACACUAUGAAGAUUCUAGUCCAGCUUUAUGUAAAGCAAAGUGUGAAGAUAACGGCAGAUGUAUGGGUUUUGAAUAUGAAAUAACCACUAGAAGAUGUUGGAUUAAAUGGAAAGUUGCUGAUAAAGGAAGAAAUUUUAAAGCAAUGAAAACUGGAAUCCUUUACAUUAUGAAGACUGAACUUUCUGGAUAUGUACGCUACCCUGGAAAGGCUUAUCUUCGACACAACUUAAGAGUAUUACCAAACUCCAACAGAAGAUCUUGCAGGAGAUUGUGCAAUAGAAUGCCAAAUUGUUACGGUUUUGUCUUUAAACUUGGAAACAGAAGAUGUGAGCUUAAAGGAGAAAUUAAAACAUAUGGACCAAGUUCAAGGACAAAUUCUCUUGCAGAAGUUUAUCUUAAGAAACAUCUUACUUCUGGCUUUACUCGAUUCCCUCAAAAGGAUUUUCCAGGUCACGAUUUGAAACAUUACAAGAAAUCAACCAUUCAACUUUGUGCUCAAUAUUGCGAAAGCAAUAUACAUUGUGUAGCCUUUGUCUAUAAUACUGCAAAUCGUAAUUGCUUUAUUAAAAACCGAGGAAAAUCAUCAGGAUCAAACUUUGUUAAUAGUAGAGAUGGCGAACUUUUCAUUAGAGAAAACUCAGUUUCCGGUUAUACUAGAUACGAAAGAAAAGAUUAUCCCGGUUCCGAUAUUAGAAAUUUCCCAAAAACAAACAGACAAACUUGCGGUACUCAUUGUAAUAGAAAUACUGCUUGUAUCGGCUUUGUGUUCAAUACUAAAACUAGUAUGUGUUGGAUUAAAAGACAAGCACAAUCGUCAGGACCAAACUUUAAAGAUCAUGUGGAUGGAGAACUUUUCAUAGAGAAUGAUCUUGUUCAUGGCUAUAGACAAUAUCCAAGAAGAGAUUAUAGAAAGUCUGAUAUCAGAAAAUUUACAAACUCAAACAGACAAGCUUGCGGAGAUCAUUGUCAUCGUAAUAAACAAUGUACUGCCUUUGUAUUCAAUAUCCAAACUAGGAAAUGCUAUCUAAAGAAGAAAGGAGAACCACGCGGAAGAAAUUUUGUAAGGAAUGCCAAUAGUGAACUUUUCAUUAUGAAUAAUAACAUUGCUGGAUAUGCACGUCAUCCUAGAAGAGAGUAUACAGGUUUUGCUCUAAGAUCUUUUCCCAAUUAUAAUAGAUAUGCUUGCGCAGAGGAAUGUAAUACAAAUUCUCUAUGCGUAGCAUUUGUCUACAAUGUUCAAAAUAGAAAUUGUCACUUGAAAUCUGUGGGAGAAACAAGAGGUACACGAUUCAUAAAAAGUGUCGCUGGAGAACUCUUUAUCAAGACAUCUUCCCGUUAUGUCUCAGACUUUCGUCGUUACCCAAGAAAGGAUUAUGGUGGACAUGAUCUAAGAUCAUUCCCCAACUCCAAUAGACAAACUUGCGCUCAGAACUGUCGUUUACAAAAUAACUGUGUUGGUUUUGUUUAUAAUGUUGCCAAUAGAAACUGCUUUAUUAAAUACGAAGCAGAAUCUCGAGGACCUAGAUUUGCUAAUAGUAAAUAUGGAGAUCUAUACAUCAGGAAAUCAACUCGUAAUCCCUUAGGCUUCAGUCGUUAUCCAAGAAAGGAUUAUGGAGGAUUCGAUAUAAAAUCAUUCCGUAAAUCCAACAGACAGGCUUGCGCUCUGGAAUGUCGUCGAAGAUCAAACUGCGUUGCUUUUGUUUUCAACAUCGUCAAUCGAAAAUGCUUUGUUAAGUACGAAGGAGAAGCCAGAGGAUCUAGAUUUGCUAAUAAUAAAAGAGCAGAUCUUUACAUAAGAAAAAUCUCACGUGAAAUAUCAGGCUAUAAGAGAUAUCCAUUAAAAACUUUCUCUACACGACAAAUUGGAAGAUAUAACAAAUUAAAUAGAGCUAGUUGCGCAGUUAAAUGCAAUGGAAAUCCAGAUUGUGGAUCAUUCGUCUUUAAUUUUGUGAAUUUCCGUUGUUAUCUCUUGGAUAGUGGAGAAAAUAAGGGACGUCGUUUUACUAAAAAUAACAACAAUGAUCUAUUUAUAAGGAAGUCUUCAUACAACGUUCGAGGCUAUCAUAAAUUCAUUGGAAGAGAUUAUCAAGGUCACAACCUAAAACACUACAGUAGAUCGAACAGACAAUCUUGUAGAAAGGCUUGUAAUGCUCAUAUCGCUUGCGUUGGAUUUGUUUACAAUGUUGAUAAGGGAGAUUGUUGGAUAAAAAGAGAACUGAAGACCACUGGACCAAUGUUUACGACUUCUAAAUUUGGUGAAGUUUAUAAGAAAUCAGAAUCCGUUUCCGGUUUUUCACGCUACCCUAGGAAAGAUUUUCCUGGUUAUGAUAUUAAAGAUAUUAAGAGAGCAACCAAACAACAAUGUGCCACGGCAUGUCUUGGCCUAUCAAAUUGUGCUGGAUUCCAAUAUAACAGGACUGGAUGUUGGCUAAAGAGACAAGUAAAAACCUCUGGACCCAAUUUUAAACCUGCUAGAAAUGGAGAACUUUUCAUUUUAAAUACUCAAAUCCAUGGAUUUACACGAUAUGUCGGAAGAGAAUAUUUACAUAAUACCAUUAAGAACUUUGGAAAUUCAAAUAGACAAGCUUGCGCAAACCAUUGUCAUCAGAAUAUCCGCUGUGUAGCUUUUGUAUUCCGUAAGAACAACCGAUUGUGCCAAAUCAAACGUUAUGCAUUGGCAAGAGGUAAAAACUUUAAACGCAACAUCAAAGCAGAACUUUUCAUUAUUAAUGGUGCCAUUUCCGGAUAUAAUAGACAUGCAAGAAAAGAUUAUGCACUAUUUGAUAUCGCCAGGUUCAGAAACUACAAUAGAUAUGCUUGCAGUAAACAGUGCGAUAAAAGUCAAACAUGUGUAGCAUUUGUCUAUAAUAUUGUCAAUAGAAACUGUUUUAUUAAGUUUCAAGGAGAAUCAAGAGGAUCAAACUUUAAGACUAGUAAAUAUGGAGAACUUUUUAUCAAGAGAUCAUCUCGAGCUGUCCCCCGUUACGCGAGAUAUGUACCAAAGGAUUUUCCCGGAUUUGAUAUUGGAAAAUAUUCAAAAUCUACUAGACAGUCUUGCGGAAGAAUAUGCAAUAGAAACAGCGCUUGUGUAGCAUUUGUUUACAACGUUGAAAAUCGAAAUUGCUAUAUCAAAAAUCGAGGAGAAUCAAGAGGAUCAAACGUUAAGACUAAUAACCAUGGAGAACUUUUUAUUAAGAGAUCAUCUCGUGUUGUGUCCCAUUAUGCGAGAUAUGUAGCAAAGGGUUACCCAGGAUUCGAUAUUGGAAAAUAUUCAAAAUCCACUAGACAGUCUUGCGGAAGAAGAUGCAAUAGAAACAGCGCUUGUGUAGCAUUCGUUUACAAUAUUGAAAGUCGAAAUUGCUAUAUCAAAAAUCGAGGAGAAUUAAGAGGAUCAAACGUUAAGACUAAUAACCAUGUGGAACUUUUCAUUAAGAGAUCAUCUCGUGUUGUGUCCCAUUAUGCGAGAUAUGUAGCAAAGGGUUACCCAGGAUUCAAUAUUGGAAAAUAUUCAAAAUCCAAUAGACAGUCUUGCGGAAGAAGAUGCAAUAGAAACAGCGCUUGUGUAGCAUUCGUUUACAACAUUGAAAGUCGAAAUUGCUAUAUCAAAAAUCGAGGAGAAUCCAGAGGAUCAAACGUUAAGACUAAUAACCAUGGGGAACUUUUCAUUAAGAGAUCAUCUCGAGUUGUCCGUCAUUACGUGAGAUAUAUCGGAAAGGAUUAUCCCGGAUUCGAUAUUAAAAAAUAUUCAAAAUCUACUAGACAGUCUUGCGGAAGAAGAUGCAAUAGAAAAAGCGCUUGUGUAGCAUUCGUUUACAACAUUGAAAAUCGAAAUUGCUAUAUCAAAAAUCGAGGAGAAUCCAGAGGACCUAAGUUUAGAAAUACUGUCGAUGGGGACUUAUAUAUUAAACAAUCAUCUCGUAAUCUUCCAAACUAUGAGCGAUAUCCAAGAAGAUAUUACCGUGGCAAUAAUAUUAGAACAUUCCGUAACUUAAAUAGAAGGCGCUGCGGUCGUAAAUGUGAUCAAGAACCAAGAUGUGUAUCAUUUGUCUAUAAUAUAGAAAAUAGAAAUUGUUUAUUGAAGCACGCUGGUAAAGCUUCCGGACCUCAAUUUAAAAGACAUUCAGAUAGAGAUUUUUAUCUUCGUAAAAUAAGUGCUGCCAGACCUACAACUACUCCCAUGCCAACAACAGAAGCUACCACGACGAAAGCUACUACUCCAUCAGCAGAAAGUACAACAAAAACUACCUCUCCAGAACCAAACAGUAGAGAAACAGAAACAUCCACUCUAGAACCAGAGAGUACUGAAACUGAAGCUCCAUCUGCAAAACCCCAAAGUACACCAACAGAAACUGCCACUUCAAAACCAGAAAGUGCUGAAACAGAAGCUACCACUCCUGAAACAGAAACUACUGAAACAGAAGCUCCAUCUGAAAACCCCGAAAGUACUGAAACAGAAGCUCCAUCUGAAAAACCAGAAAUCAGUGACACAGAAGCUACAACUCCAGCACCCGAAAGUGAUGAAACAGAAGCUCCAUCUGCAAAACCAGAAAGUACUGAAACAGAAGCUCCAUCUGAAAAACCAGAAGUGAGUGGCACAGAAGGUACAACUCCAGCACCGGAAAGUGAUGAAACAGAAGUUCCAUCUGCAAAACCAGAAAGUACUGAAACAGAAGCUCCAUCUGAAAAACCAGAAGUGAGUGGCACAGAAGCUAGAACUCCAGCACCCGAAAGUGAUGAAACAGAAGCUCCAUCUGCAAAACCAGAAAGUACUGAAACAGAAGCUCCAUCUGAAAAACCAGAAGUGAGUGGCACAGAAGGUACAACUCCAGCACCGGAAAGUGAUGAAACAGAAGUUCCAUCUGCAAAACCAGAAAGUACUGAAACAGAAGCUCCAUCUGAAAAACCAGAAGUGAGUGGCACAGAAGCUAGAACUCCAGCACCCGAAAGUGAUGAAACAGAAGCUCCAUCAGCAAAACCAGAAAGUACUGAAACAGAAGCUUCAUCUGAAAAACCAGAAGUGAGUGACACAGAAGCUACAACUCCAGCACCGGAAAGUGAUGAAACAGAAGUUCCAUCUGCAAAACCAGAAAGUACUGAAACAGAAGCUCCAUCUGAAAAACCAGAAAUCAGUGACACAGAAGCUACAACUCCAGCACCGGAAAGUGAUGAAACAGAAGUUCCAUCUGCAAAACCAGAAAGUACUGAAACAGAAGCUCCAUCUGAAAAACCAGAAAUCAGUGACACAGAAGCUACAACUCCAGCACCGGAAAGUGAUGAAACAGAAGUUCCAUCUGCAAAACCAGAAAGUACUGAAACAGAAGCUCCAUCUGAAAAACCAGAAAUCAGUGACACAGAAGCUAGAACUCCAGCACCGGAAAGUGAUGAAACAGAAGUUCCAUCUGCAAAACCAGAAAGUACUGAAACAGAAGCUCCAUCUGAAAAACCAGAAGUGAGUGGCACAGAAGGUACAACUCCAGCACCGGAAAGUGAUGAAACAGAAGUUCCAUCUGCAAAACCAGAAAGUACUGAAACAGAAGCUCCAUCUGAAAAACCAGAAGUGAGUGGCACAGAAGCUAGAACUCCAGCACCCGAAAGUGAUGAAACAGAAGCUCCAUCAGCAAAACCAGAAAGUACUGAAACAGAAGCUUCAUCUGAAAAACCAGAAGUGAGUGACACAGAAGCUACAACUCCAGCACCGGAAAGUGAUGAAACAGAAGUUCCAUCUGCAAAACCAGAAAGUACUGAAACAGAAGCUCCAUCUGAAAAACCAGAAAUCAGUGACACAGAAGCUACAACUCCAGCACCAGAAAGUGAUGAAACAGAAGCUCCAUCUGCAAAACCAGAAAGUACUGAAACAGAAGCUCCAUCUAAAAAACCAGAAAUCAGUGACACAGAAGCUACAACUCCAGCACCAGAAAGUGAUGAAACAGAAGUUCCAAAUGCAAAACCAGAAAGUACUGAAACAGAAGCUCCAUCUGAAAAACCAGAAGUGAGUGACACAGAAGCUACAACUCCAGCACCGGAAAGUGAUGAAACAGAAGUUCCAUCUGCAAAACCAGAAAGUACUGAAACAGAAGCUCCAUCUGAAAAACCAGAAAUCAGUGACACAGAAGCUACAACUCCAGCACCAGAAAGUGAUGAAACAGAAGUUCCAAAUGCAAAACCAGAAAGUACUGAAACAGAAGCUCCAUCUGAAAAACCAGAAAUCAGUGACACAGAAGCUACAACUCCAGCACCCAAAAGUGAUGAAACAGAAGCUCCAUCAGCAAAACCAGAAAGUACUGAAACAGAAGCUUCAUCUGAAAAACCAGAAGUGAGUGACACAGAAGCUACAACUCCAGCACCGGAAAGUGAUGAAACAGAAGUUCCAUCUGCAAAACCAGAAAGUACUGAAACAGAAGCUACAACUCCAGCACCCGAAAGUGAUGAAACAGAAGUUCCAAAUGGAAAACCCGAAAGUACUGCAACAGAAGCUCCAUCUGCAAAACCAGAAGUGAGUGACACAGAAACUGCCACUCCAGCACCCGAAAGUGAUGAAACAGAAGUUCCAAAUGCAAAACCCAAAAGUACUGCAACAGAAGCUCCAUCAGCCAAACCAGAAGUGAGUGACACAGAAGCUACUACUCCAGCACCGGAAAGUGAUGAAACAGAAGCUCCAUCUGCAAAACCAGAAAUGAGUGACACAGAAACUGCCACGCCAGAACCAGAGACUGCGACUGCGUUUAUCCCAUCGGAAACUGCUACUCCCCGUACGAUAGAAACUACUAUUUCAACAGAAAGAAUUGUUGUAACAAAGGCAACUAAUAUCAAUGAUCCUGCUGAAGAUGGUGCUGUCGAGAAGGGUGAAAUAUUUGUUGAAGGUGGUGAUAUCCAUCGUCAGCCUUCAAAACCUUUAGGAAUGGGAAAUACUGUUGUUGCUGACGAUGACAUAUAUGUGUCUAGUUCGAGACGUGGACAUUCGAAAACCGAAGUGAGACCCGAUGGAAAGUCAUGGAUUCCUAAACGAAAAGAUAGACAGCCAGCUAUUGCUAUUGAUUUUGGUAGUAUUGUUGAUAUCACUAGCAUGAAAAUGUCUGGCGAUGGUUCUAAUAGAUGGAUAUCUAAAUUUAAUCUCUUUGUGUCUAUUAAUGGUGAUGAAUUCCAACAUUUGCUUAAGGAUAAAGCAGGAAAUUCUGAUGGAACUUCAUCAAAGCUGAUUGAUUUUACGCAAGAGACAGGGCAAGUUUUAUCCACAAGGUGGUUGAAAAUUAUGCCAGUCGAAUGGGAAAACAGUCCUGCUCUGAAAGUCGAGUUUUAUGGAUUCAGAAGAGAAGAUGAUCCCAAUUUGUUGAGAGUUUUGAGAGAAGAUGAAUGGACAAAGAAUAUUACUGGGUGCCCUUGUGUAGGAGAAAAAGAUCAAAAUAAAAAGAGAUGUGCCUGCUGCAAUCCAGGUGGCUGUCAAUGUGCUAAUUACAAACAUCAAUGUGUCAGAUGUGAUCAUCCAGAUGAAUGUGGAAACCCAAGAGCAUUACCAAAAGACGAAGUAGACGCCUGGACAAAAUCACUUAGUGGAUGUGAAUGCAGCUUUGAUAAAACUCGUAAGGAUUGCGCUUGUUGCAAGAACAAAGGAUGUCAAUGUGGUAAAGAAUCCCAACACCAAUGUGUUGCUUGCGGAGAUGUAUACUCGUGUGGAAGAAUCCGAACUGAUAUAUUCAAGCCAAAUUAUUGUGUUCAAAGCAAAUGCAAUAAGGAUUCUAUGAAAAUGCCAGGAAAUUUUAGGUCUUGGUCAUAUACAAAGAAUUAAGUUAGAAGUUUUUGACGAAUUUUCAAUCUAUUGUACUUCUUCAAUUUAUUGUUAACCAUCACAUAUUUAUUAAUACAAAAUGCAAUUAUUAAAA